UACGUUUAUUUGCAUCUUAUUUUGCAGAAAAGAAAAUAAAUUCUUUGACUAGUGGUAACAACACAGAAAAGGAAAAACUAGGCAUUCUGGGCUUUUUUCGAAACCACAAGAAAAUCAACAAGAACGAGGGAAACAUAGGAUCAAUGGAAAAUGAAGAAUAUGAAGAGAUUUUUAAAGCAGCAUCUACCAGUGGAACAACCCAUGAUGGGUGUUCAACAGCCCCAAGUUCACCCUCAGUCAACACACGUCCUGUUACAGCGGGUGCCUCAGUGUCCCUAUAUAACAUCUCAUCAAUUGGUGCUAAACCAGAGGUAAAGAAGCGCAGAGCUCCUCCCCCACCAAAGCCAACAUCAUUGGAAGUGGUGAUUGAGAAAACCAUGGAUCAAAAAACAUCUGAGCAGCUUCCUUCUGGCUUUCAAAAUGAACAGCAGAAAAAAAAACGGAGAGCUCCACCACCGCCAGCUACCCAGAUGCCAAAUGAUAAGAAUGAGGAAAAAGAGGAAAACCGAGAAAGCUCUACAGGUAAUGGACGACAGGUUCCACAAAAGCCCCCAAGAGGCACCCCACGAAGUCCACCUGCUUUAGUGAUUCCCUCACCCCCACCUUACCCACCUUCUGAUUAUGGUAAUCUGGACACGCCUGACAUUGAAAAUGGAGUAGUUGUAACAGAACUUCCCAAGUUUGUGCCUGUACCUGCAAAACGUGAUAAAAGCUUGAAGCGGUUAAAUAGUGUUUCUUCUGUGGAAAUCCUUACAUCUGACCCAAUGCAAGCUGAUGAAGCAGAAUCCAUUUAUAGUUAUACAGAAGAUUCGGGGAUGGUGAGCUCACUUUCAGACAGUGUGUCUCUGGAUUUGUAUAGUGACAUCACGCAAAGCAAAGCGAGCCUCUUGAAUCAGGAAAAUGCAAAUGAAUUUUUGAGAACCGACAUUCACAAUAGUAAUAACUCAAGCAAUAUGCAGGCAAGAAGAGAUGACAAUGAUGAUGUCACUUCUGUUCAAAAUGGCGAUGAAGAUAUUUUUAUUUCUGCCCAGUUCCAGAAAACAUUGGAAGAGCUUGAUGAUGACUCUGAAGCUGUAAGGGAAAAAUCAGGGAAAAUUGAACAAUCCAAUUCCUAUACAUCCAACAAAGAGCCACCGAAGUCUGCUACCAUCAAGGGAGAUAAAGGAAAUGAUGUAACUUCAACAACAAAAGAUGAGACUGAUAAUCCUAACAAUGGUGAUGUAUUCGGACCAAAAGCAAAGUUACGUCAUGUGGUCCAGAAACCAGUCCAGAAAGACAUAUCAUUGCACAGUGCUUUUAUGGAAGCCAUUCAGUCUGGUGAAGGAAACGAAAAGCUAAAGAAAGUACAGAUCCAAGAAAAUCUCCAGCGGGGGUUUAUCCGCCCUUCUACCUCUCCUGCAGGGGCUGGGUUCUUCUUUGUGGAGAAGAAGGACGGAGGCCUUCGACCUUGUAUAGACUAUCGGGGUCUGAAUAAGAUCACCGUGAAGAACAGGUACCUCCUGCCCCUGAUUGCCGAGCUCUUUGACCAGCUGAAAGGGGCAAAGAUUUUCUCCAAGUUGGAUCUCCGGGGGGCCUACAACCUCAUUCGCAUCCGGGAGGGUGACGAAUGGAAGACGGCAUUCAACACUCGGGAUGGGCACUAUGAAUAUCUAGUUAUGCCCUUCGGCCUAUGCAAUGCCCCUGCCUUCUUCCAGGAGUUUGUUAAUGAUGUGUUCCGAGAUCUCCUAGGAAGGUUCGUAGUCGUAUACUUGGACGACAUCCUGAUCUUUUCCAAGGACCUUGAAAGUCAUCGCUCCCAGGUGAAGGAGGUACUCUCUCGUCUGAGGAAGAACUCUCUCUUCGCCAAGUUGGAGAAGUGUGUCUUCGAGGUAUCCAAGAUCCCCUUCCUAGGAUACAUUAUCUCUCCAGAGGGAUUUGAGAUGGACCCCGUGAAGGUGUCGGUCACUCACCGCUCCACGUCUCUGGUCCAGGUGCAGCGCCCCGAACCCGCAGCUUGGGGAGACUUCCCUUGCAGCGUGUACUCAACAGAACAGCAGACAGUGAUGUGA
Molecule: messenger RNA, 2048 nt
Organism: Xenopus laevis (African clawed frog)
Lineage: Eukaryota; Metazoa; Chordata; Amphibia; Anura; Pipidae
Gene: cobl.S
Product: protein cordon-bleu
Exons: 10
Coding region: 144-2048 (634 amino acids)
Source: RefSeq, a predicted model, not a curated record